AUGGACAACAACAAACGCAUACUGAGAUCCUCAGUUCUGAAUACAAACCCGACAAGCCCACUUCCAUCCAAACCGAUCGCGAAUUUGGAACAACCAGUGAAAUUCAUUUCUAUCAAAACCUCGCAUACCACUCCAAGAAUAAACGAAAAGAUUCAACUCACACCACGAUCUUCCACCCUACGAGGUCUGAACCAAACCGAACUCACACUUCUCCGCAAGAAACAAUCGCGACUUAAAGCGACCGCAUUAUCCACACUCAAAGAUUUACCAUCCGGAAUCCACGUUCGCAAUUUAUUAACAUCAACUCUGAUCUUUGCGCAAUAUGAAGCUGGGACAGCAGUUUGUAUUGAUCCUGCAGGAUGGAUAAUUACAUGUUCUCAUUGCAUUGGCGAGACGGAAGAAGAAUGGAAAGCUAAACCACGACAAUGGCUUUUAUAUUAUACUGGUCUUGCAAUUGAAGUCGAAUGUCGUGUUUGGGAUCGAAAACGUGAUUUGGCGGUGUUGAAAGUUGUGACAGUAGAAAUUGGUGAUGAUGUGAUUGGAGAUAGUAUCCCAGAAUUCUCAUUCGUGAAAUUGGGAGUGCAACUUCCGGAAUACGGGAUGUUGAUUAUAUGUAUUGGACAACCGGGAAGUGAUGAUUUGGAAUCUUCAGACAAUCGGAAGACGAAGUAUAAUCUUGUUGAAGUAUCGAAGGGAUCUUUUUGUGGAAUGAUACAGGGACAGGAUCCGCAUGAGAAUUCGGAGAUUGGAAGCCUGAAACAUGAUGCGUGGACUUACUGGGGUCAUUCGGGAGCGCCGUUGGUAAGAGCUGAUGAUGGUUUGUUGAUUGGAUUGCAUUCUUCGUGGGAUGAGAAUACGGCGAUGAGACAUGGUGUUCCGUUGGUGGCGAUGAGGGGGUUCUUGGAAGAAUGUUUACCGAGUGCGAGGGGUCUUGGAGGGGUUGAGUUUUGA
Molecule: messenger RNA, 951 nt
Organism: Botrytis fragariae
Lineage: Eukaryota; Fungi; Ascomycota; Leotiomycetes; Helotiales; Sclerotiniaceae
Product: putative at hook domain-containing protein family protein
Exons: 1
Coding region: 1-951 (316 amino acids)
Source: RefSeq, a predicted model, not a curated record